CUGUAAGAACAGUGUUUCUUUGUGCUUAUAUUGGUUAGCUUCACAGGAGAGAACUACAGCAGAGAGAGAGAGAGAAGAGGGUUUGAAGAUGUCAGGAACAACAGGAGGAGCCCCUGAGGAAGAUAAGAAGCCUAGUGAUCAGUCUGCCCACAUUAACCUCAAAGUGAAGGGUCAGGAUGGUAAUGAGGUGUUCUUCAGGAUCAAACAUAGUACCCAGCUGAAGAAACUCAUGAAUGCUUAUUGUGAUAGGCAGUCUGUGGACAUGAACUCUAUUGCAUUCUUGUUUGAUGGACGCAGACUUCGACCAGAGCAGACCCCGGAUGAGCUCGAGAUGGAAGAUGGCGAUGAGAUUGAUGCAAUGCUGCACCAAACUGGAGGAGGGUGCGCAUGAAACCCUGCUGCUGCUGCGGACCGACCGGAUUCGACAGAGGACCAUGUUUCUUACUUUGUUUCUUCAAUCAAAAGUUGCUGAAUUUAGAAAAAUGGUUAAUUGUUAUGUAAUGGUAUCUUAAUGAAUGGUUAUUGCUGCUCGUUUAGUGUGCUAAUUCUAAAGUGGUUACAAGGAUUCUGUUGUUCUACUUUCA
Molecule: messenger RNA, 584 nt
Organism: Argentina anserina (silverweed cinquefoil)
Lineage: Eukaryota; Viridiplantae; Streptophyta; Magnoliopsida; Rosales; Rosaceae
Product: small ubiquitin-related modifier 1-like
Exons: 3
Coding region: 89-391 (100 amino acids)
Biological process (GO): protein sumoylation
Cellular component (GO): nucleus
Molecular function (GO): ubiquitin-like protein ligase binding; protein tag activity
Source: RefSeq, a predicted model, not a curated record